Sinocyclocheilus grahami is the source of this 2570-nucleotide messenger RNA. Its product is annotated as retinol dehydrogenase 10-A-like. The transcript is spliced from 6 exons. Gene Ontology annotation, molecular function: oxidoreductase activity, acting on the CH-OH group of donors, NAD or NADP as acceptor. The record is from RefSeq and is a predicted model, not a curated record. Gene Ontology annotation, cellular component: lipid droplet. NCBI's taxonomy places the organism in Eukaryota, Metazoa, Chordata, Actinopteri, Cypriniformes, Cyprinidae. Bases 411 to 1349 code for a protein of 312 amino acids.
GCAGAUCAGUCAGGACUCAGGAGUCUGUCUCUAUCUCGCUCACAGAGCAGUGGCGCACUGGCAGCUAUUGCGCGCAUUCGUGCCGGGAUACUAUAGGUCGCUGGCGGGGAGACUCGUCUGUGUUGUAGCGUUAAAUUAGUGCUUUUAUUUGUGAUGCUCGUAUUCUGAAAGUUUGAUGCGUUAUAUUGUUGAUUUGUGUAUAGGCUUUUAUAUAUGUAUAUUAGUAGUUGUAUGACAGUUGGGGUUAAUUGGAUGUUCACCCCAUAAUUACGCGCAUAGUUAAAGAAUAAAUUAUAUGCUAAUGGUAGCAGCACAACAGCAAAACUCAGGUUGAUUAAUCAUUUAGGUGUAACUGGACAUUGUGAGACGUUCAUCUUUAUUUAAUACAAAGUCACAGCGCGGCAUUAAACAUGAUGAUGAACAUUGUCGUGGAGUUUUUCGUGGUCAUGCUCAAAGUUCUCUGGGCCAUCGUGAUGGCCGGACUCAAGUGGCUCAUACGGCCGAAGGAGAAGAGCGUAGCGGGACAGGUGUGCGUGAUCACCGGGGCGGGCGGCGGACUCGGGCGGCUCUUCGCCAAAGAGUUCGCCCGGCGCCGGGCUACACUGGUGCUGUGGGACAUCAACAGCCACAGCAAUGAGGAAACUGCGGAGAUGGUGCGACAGAUCUACAGAGAGCAAGAUGACAACUCGAUGGCUAAAGAGGUCCAGGUAGCUUUGUCUUUUUCGGGGAGGAGGGAAAUAAAAAACAGAUCAAAGGGCUUUGGCAGAGACGGACAGCAUCAGCAAAAUAACUGUCUUUGUUUCCCCCCCCCCCUUCUCUCUCUCUUUCUCUUCCUCUUCCUCUUCCAGACCACCAAGGCAUUUCUUCCCAAGAUGCUAGAGAUGAACCAUGGCCACAUUGUGACAGUUGCCAGUUCACUGGGCCUUUUCAGCACAGCUGGUGUGGAGGAUUAUUGUGCUAGCAAGUUCGGUGCCAUCGGCUUCCACGAGUCCCUGAGCCACGAAAUCAAGGCUUCGGAGAAGGACGGUAUCAAGAUGACGCUGGUGUGUCCUUACCUGGUGGACACGGGCAUGUUCAGAGGAUGCAGAAUAAGGAAAGAGAUCGAGCCAUUUCUCCCUCCAUUGAGACCAGAGUUCUGUGUGAAACAGGCCAUGAGGGCCAUCCUGACAGACCAGCCCAUGAUCUGCACGCCUCGCAUUGUAUACAUGGUCAACUUUAUGAAAAGCAUUUUGCCCUUCGAAGCAAUCGUGUGCAUGUACCGGUUCCUGGGUGCGGAUAAGUGCAUGUACCCCUUCCUGGCUCAGAGGAAAGAGGCGAUGAACAACAACGAGGCCAAGAACGGGAUCUAGAGGGCGCCGUUUCUAACUCACAAGGGAUGAGGAGAAGACCACUGAGAGGGCAGAAGGAAGUGAAAAGACUGCGUUUAGACUGGUGCACUUGCAUUUGGCAGAUGCAAAGGUUUACCAUAUUGUUCCUCUGGAACAAAGAAAGCUGUGUACUACACUAAGGAUUUAUUUGUUGAUUUAUGUUUUGUGUCUUUUUUAAAGGUUUGUUUAAUGAAACCAUCCAUCUAUAUACUGUCAAUAGUUUUGAAAUCAUACAUGUAAUUAACUAUUUACGUAAUGUAGUCACCAGCAUUAUCUAGUGUCUUUGUGAAACUAUACAGUAUGUUACUGUAUGAACAGUAAAUGCUUGUCACUUUUUUUUUUUUUUUUUUUUGUGUGUAGACAUGCACUGUAUUUACUUUCCUCUACACUGCCAACAUUAUCUACACCGUUCAGUGUGACACCAUGCCACUCCGUUCCCCAAUCCGAUCCAUUUAAAGGCAGCGGCAGGAGAUCAAGUGUCCAGUUAUGAACCAUGUGAUGUUUUAUAAGAAAUUUUGCAUUGUUCCCCCCACAUUUCUCUUUGUUGAUGUCAUGAGAAGUACAUGUGGGUAAAACGCUGGUCUGUUUCCAGCUGCUGUGGGAAGGGAGUGUGGUUUUACUCUAUAAUCUACAAACUUAUGGUAUAUGGAAAUGUAUGAGAGUUCGUCAGUUGGAAGGGAUGGCCUGGUUUUCCUGUCACUGAACACUAUUUAGUUUUACUCGGCCUACUUUGAAUUUGUGAAUUAACUGAAAAUAAGUUUUUAUUUUGGUUACAGACCUAUCUUUUAUUUUAUAAUGGAUUCAUCAUGCAUUUUUUAUUUUCAUUCAUACAAAUUCACAUGUCAAUUACCAGUUUCAGUCAAUAACAAUAUGAAUAUGAUGCAUUUUUGUUGUACACAUUUGUUCAUUUAAUGUUUUUCCUUUUGUGUAUUUAAACCUGGACCAUUGAAAUGUUUUCACAGAUGUAUGUUUAGGCAAAAAAAAAAAAAGACAGCACACAUGAGUUUAAACUACAUUCCAAUAGGCGUCCUUCACCGACUGUGAUGAGCCUAAAAUCUCUACCUCUUCAUUUUUGCCAUUUGUUAACAGUAUGACAUACUCUUUUUGUAACUUUCCUAAAGAGUGCUCUAUAGAAGAGCACACAACAUGGUUCCAAUGUUUAGUGUCUCUACCUAACUUAAAUUAAUAAAAUGAUUUAGAUUA